CGGUCGGUGCCGCUGUCAGCUGCUGCAUCGCGUUGAGCUUCCUCGGGGUCUCGCGACAAACACGCAGCCGGUGCAUCCAAUUGCACUCCAUUUUUAUUAAUUUUUUUCUCAUCAUCCUAAAUAAUUUGGAAAAAUUUUUUCCCCUCCCCGUCGCAUCGGGGGGAUCGCGCUCGAAAGCUCCGAUUCGGGUUCGAAAUCGUGCGUCCACCCCCCCUCCCCCUCCUCGUCGAAGAAAGAAAAGGGUACCACAUGUGCAUACGGGGGAGCGACGCUCGAGGAGGGACGAUGUGAAGCGGGCGAUCGGCGGCGCGAUGCAGCACGAAGGCAUUAUGUUCCUGCCGUUGCCAGUAGACGAACGGAGGUUGCUGUAAUAGCUGGGCAUUCUCCAGUCUUCGAGAGGUUGUCUAGUGAUACGAGCACGUCCCACUUUUCCGAAGCAAACCACCCCGCGGACCAUGAAGAGGCCUUCCAUCAAGACGCUCACGUGGACGUUCUGCCUGUCCACCCUUUUAUUCCUGCCGGCGCGAACGAGUGGCCUGGAGGAGAAUUGUACGGACUUUCAGGGCGGCACCGUCAGACACGGCCUUCUCUACGUGCCGGGACCUGCGGUCUGCAGCCUCUGCGUUUGUUAUCAUUCCGAGCCGAUGUGGUGCCAGGCUAUUUAUUGCACGCCGCCAUAUAAAUGCAAGAAGUUCCGCGUGGGCGAGCGCUGCUGCGAAUUCGAGUGCCUGGAUGACAGCGACGACUGGAGCGGGCCGGACGUGUACGACGCCGCAGUCCCAUCGUCGGAGACGAUCCGGGCGCAAGAUCCCAUCCUUUGCCUGCUCGCCUUGAUCGUGCCGUUGAUGGUGCCCUAGUUACGGACGGACGGGACUCGC
Messenger RNA from Linepithema humile (Argentine ant), 878 nucleotides. NCBI's taxonomy places the organism in Eukaryota, Metazoa, Arthropoda, Insecta, Hymenoptera, Formicidae. The record is from RefSeq and is a predicted model, not a curated record.